AUGUCUACUCGGAAGGGUAGGAACCCAGACCUGGACGCUACAAAUCGUACACCGUCGGGCUCUGGACAAGGGGCAGGAAGCGGUGCCACAAGACAGAGCAGUGGCAACACUCCACCAACUCCUACCUGCUCUGCGAUUUCCGAAAACCCCGGCAGUUCGCCUCUUGCGCCAACUUCACAAUUGGGACGCUCUCCUUCACUGAGUUGUGAGCCAGAAUGUCAGCCUCCUCCUGCUACGCCGCAGAAUGCACCAACAAGAUCUUCUUCAAUGGAUCCUUUCAUGCCUGCGCCCGGUCAAGGAAUGACGCUCAGGCGACCCGGAGCAAGAAUGCAACAAGUUCAGUUUCAAAGUCCAUUACAACGCCCUGCGGUCACGGUCAACAACACUGUCAUUCCUGCCUUUCAAUCAAUGGCCGAUGGACCCGCUACUGCCCCGGGGCUUGUCAUGCGCCACCCUUAUGGGAAACUCCAGCAGGGCACGCCAAAGGAGAUGCUCGCAAAGAUGAAGACGAAACGCGACAAGGCUGCUUGGUUCACUGCAGCCCUCACGGCAAUUCGAACGAUUUCUCACGUUCGAGACAAAUUUGCAUUGGAAGUGGAUGAUCUGAUCCAGCAAGAUGAGGAACUUCAAGCAGCGAUACGGGAACAAGUUGCCAAGGAUGAGAUAAGAGACUUUCAAAAGAUCGCUUCAAAAGCAAAGAACAAUCGAGUCAGAUACAUGGAAGCGAGAAAGAGGUUUCUGGAGGGAACCGAUAAAGUGAGGACUAACAAGGCAUCAAUCUUCCCUCCUGGAGAUAAGCAUGAUCGCAAGUUUGACCCGUGGGUUUCAGCAGAAUUCUUUGAUGGAUAUAUCAUUCAAUACCUUGGGAACUCUACUGCCAUGAUUGAUGCCCUGUGGAACGCAAGAAUGGCUUCGAACCUUCGGCACCUUUCCCCACUAGGCAUGAUGAGAAAGAUCAGCUUCUCGUCGCUCCUUCGCCUCGCACGGAUCAAGGGCAGUUAUCACAGUCAACCCUCGCCGCUUCCAAAAGAUGUCAUACGUUUGUAUGAGGAUCCCAGCAUCCUCUUGGACACUAUCGGUCUUCCAAAUGAUCCUCGCAUCCCCGUGGCUGCGAAGACACAUCAUCUGAUGCAAAGAAAUGGAGUCUGGUGGCUUAAUGGAGGUGAACCACCCAAUGCCUAUAACCUGGUUAAAAGUGAAGGGUGGCCGUUUGGCAAAGUUGAAAGAAUCAGCUGGGCAGAGCAAAAGGUCAUUGAAGGAAAGAAUCCGACUGCACCAGCUAAAACGAAAGACAGAAAGAAGGAUGAAGGCAAAGGCAAAGGCAAAACCCAAGAGAAGCAGCAAGCACCAGCUAAAACGCAAGACAGAAAGAAGGAUGAAGGCGAAGACAAAGGCAAACCCCAAGAGAAGCAGCAAGCACCAGCUAAAACGACAGACAGAAAGAAGGAUGAAGGCGAAGACAAAGGCAAAACCCAAGAGAAGCAGCAAGCACCAGCUAAAACGACAGACAGAAAGAAGGAUGAAGGCGAAGACAAAGGCAAACCCCAAGAGAAGCAGCAAGAUGAAGGGAAAGGCAAGGAAGGACAGGGCGAAGCUAUAUAUAACAAUAAUGAGAGAGGUGGUCAGCUCGUACAGCCACAACCCUGCACUAGCAUCUCAGCUCCAAAUCUUUCACCGCCGCUUCCGGCUUUCCCAACCACCCCAAAGCCCGGAUGGACUGACUCGGAGGCACAAAAGAAAUGGCAACAGACCGUCGCAGAGGGAAUGGCUGAACGGCGCCUGGCAAUUGAGAAACUUGACCAAGCAGUGCAGGAUCGGGCCGUUUAUGUCAAGCAACUCAUCGGACGCAAGCGGAGUCGUUCCAUUCCCACAGAUAUUCGAACUCCGACGGAUGGAGUGAGUCCUAUUGCAAAGAGGGUGCAGAUGACCGUGAACGAGAAAGCUUUGGAUGACACCAAGGUGGCUGUCAUCAACCAUGGCGCCCUGCAGAAUGCAACUCCGGUCAUACAAGAGGUACCUUUUGACGAGAAGAACCCUAUUACAGAUCCAAAUCCCGUUCAACAAUUCGCCUGGGAUCUCAUUGUCAAGUGGUGCAAGGCCGUCAGCAGUAAUAUCGGUCGCGCUGAUGUGAAUGCCGAGGAGGCAGCAAAAAUCUCCAUGUUUGGGGUUGACAAGAUUGCUACGGCGUUUCAAGAAUUGAGCGAAAGGUUUACAGUACAGCCUCCUGCCAUCGUGAGCCUCCAGUGCUGGGCUGUGCUUGCCCGAGUCUACAGUAUGGAGCGUGCAGACAUGGAAACGGACCAUUCGACCAUGCGCCAGGUUCGAGAAUCUCUCCACCUAUUUCACUGGCACCAUCGAGGAGAUGGAUAUCGCCUUCGAGGUGGAUCUAUCAAUAGCGGCGGGGGCUGUUACAUCGAUGUCCAAACGCUUCAGUGUCUACUCAUCAGUUCUAUUCCAGGAAUGAAUGGAUGGUUGAACACUGACACUGUCCUCGCUGGCAUUGCCGCGGGUCGCAAGCAUGUUCUCGAGGACGGGUUUUGGGUUGUUUCGCCCGAUCAAUUUGAAAAUUUCAUAUCCUCUAGAACGGUCCCCUCCUCCUGGCCUUGUGAUGAGAAAGUCCGCACGUUUAUCCCGGUGUUCACUAAGAAUCAUUGGUGGUUGAUGUAUCUUGAUCCGUUUGCCGAGGUUGUGUACGGAAUGGACUCUCUCUACCCUCGAACUUCCCGCACCCUUGAAGUGAGGAGAGUUCUCAAAUUACUCGGCAAAUUGCACCCUGGAGCGAAUUGGGCAUUUAAAAACGUUCGGUGCACACAACAGAAGAAUCACUACGACUGUGGUAUGUUCGUGAUUUACAAUGUCAGGCACAUUAUGGACCAUGGCGUCAACAAUCUGGACGACUUGGAGGUUACUUUGGCUCAUCGAAUUGCGCUGGUCCAAGAUAUAAGCGCUGCCAUCAACCGGGAAGAGGCUGUACCGGUGGAUUGGAACAGGAGACUGGUGAAGGUAAAGGCAGAACUUCCGCCCAUCUCGACGGGCCAAUUCAUUGUGGAUUUUGAGGAAAGUAUCGUGAUUGAAUAG
Messenger RNA from Fonsecaea erecta, 3078 nucleotides. RefSeq lists its product as hypothetical. The transcript has a single exon. Gene Ontology annotation, molecular function: cysteine-type peptidase activity. The coding region runs from base 1 to 3078 and encodes 1025 amino acids. Gene Ontology annotation, biological process: proteolysis. NCBI's taxonomy places the organism in Eukaryota, Fungi, Ascomycota, Eurotiomycetes, Chaetothyriales, Herpotrichiellaceae. The record is from RefSeq and is a predicted model, not a curated record.